GGGAGACUGAUACUAGGAAUAUAUACAUAUAUAUACCUCUCUCUCUCUCUACAAUUAUCUUCGAGUCUAUAAAAGUUAAAAUUCCACUCGUUACACGACUCGUUUUCCUGCUUUCGAUCAACCAACACACUAACAAUGGCAGCUAAAAAUGAAAAGAUCGGGAUCAUUGGCAGCGGCUUAAUCGGACGCAGUUGGGCGAUGCUCUUUGCUAGCGUAGGGUAUCAGGUAACCAUUUACGAUAUUGUCGAGGAGCAGAUUAAGAGCGCAUUGGAGGACAUCCGUCAGCAAUUGAAACGUCUUGAAACUGGCGGUCUUCUUCGUGGUACACUGACGGCGGAUCAGCAAUUUAAUUUGAUAAAGGGAAUAUCCAAUUUGGCGGAGACUGUGAAGGGAGCAAAACUGGUCCAGGAAUGUGUGCCAGAGAAUCUCUCGUUGAAGACAAAACUUUACAAUGAACUUGAUAAGAUUGUUGAUGACAAAGUGAUCCUGUCGUCUUCAACGUCCACAUUCCGUCCAUCUCUUUUCAGCGAAAAGUUAAAACAUCGUGAGCAGAUUAUCGUUUCCCAUCCUGUAAAUCCUCCUUACUAUGUGCCACUCGUAGAAAUAGUACCAGCGCCGUGGACGCGUUCCGAUAUUCCUGAGAAGACCAAGGCCAUCAUGAUCGAGAUCGGCCAGAAACCCGUUGUCUUGAAUAAGGAAAUUGAUGGUUUUGCGCUUAAUAGAAUACAGUACGCAAUCUUAAAUGAAGCCUGGAGAUUAGUAGCUGAUGGAGUGCUAAGUGCAAAAGAUACUGACACGGUGAUGAGUGAAGGACUCGGGAUGCGUUACGCUUUCCUUGGUGCUUUCGAGGCUGCGCAUCUGAAUGCCGAUGGAAUGAAGAAAUAUUGCGAAACAUAUAACAAAUCGAUUUAUGAUACGAGCAUGACUUUCGGCCCGGUGCCCAGAUUCGUGGGCGAGGAGGCGGAGAAAAUCAGCAACGAAUUAAACGAGAUGUGUCCGCUUGACAAAUUACAGGAGCGACGCGCAUGGCGGGACAAUGCUUUGACGAAGUUGUCUAUACUCAAGAAAAAAUUGGAUCAGAUAAAACAGUAAAAAUUUGUGUAUUAUACAUAUUGCAUAUUAAUGAACCAGUGAACCAAUGCUGAAACUGUUUAUAAGACAGACCUACGCGUGUGGUAUAAUAAAUUUUAUCAGGUUAAUUGUAAAAGAUGUAUCAUUCAAAACCAGUUUAUCUUUGAUUAGUUUGAUCAGUCAAAUUAAAUUUCAGAAUAGCCAACUAUAAAAUUUAAAAUUGAUCUUAUUAUUUUGUCCAUUUGUUUUUAUAAAUUAUAUUUUAAUUAAUAAUUAGGUCAUUUUAAAUUAAAAUAAUAAAAUUAAGAAAUUAGUAAUUAAAAAUUCUGCAGUUAGCAAUUCAUAAAUUUAAUAUAAUUAAAUGGAAUUGGUGCGAUCGGUUCUUUAACUGUGAAAAUUAAAUGCGAAUUGUACUUAUUAAUGUAAGAAUCAAUAUGUAUAUGUGAGAUUUGCCCCCUUCAACUUUAAAAUUAUUCCUAAUUGUAUACAUAAAAAAUGUAAUCAAAA
Messenger RNA from Solenopsis invicta (red fire ant), 1578 nucleotides. RefSeq names its product lambda-crystallin homolog (gene Had1). Gene Ontology annotation, biological process: fatty acid metabolic process. Lineage: Eukaryota; Metazoa; Arthropoda; Insecta; Hymenoptera; Formicidae. The transcript is spliced from 6 exons. The coding region runs from base 136 to 1092 and encodes 318 amino acids. The record is from RefSeq and is a predicted model, not a curated record. Gene Ontology annotation, molecular function: NAD+ binding; oxidoreductase activity, acting on the CH-OH group of donors, NAD or NADP as acceptor.